CCCGUUCUCUACAUCUCAUAGCCAAAACUCAACACUUCCAUUCCAUGCAGUUACCUGCCACUCGCUUUCUUUCCCUCUUUUCAAUCUCAAAAGAAUAAAAAAGAAAGUGUACCCAGAAAAAAACUCUGUUUACCGCCCUCUAUCGAGAUAUGAAGAAUUAAAGCUAGGAGAUACAAGACAAAAGGCCAUUGCUUUGAGAAUUAAAAGAGAGAUAUGGAUAUGGGUUUUAGAGUUUUCUGGUGGAACAUGUUGAGACCUGACAUUUUCAAGUUAUUGCUUUUGUUUUCUUUGGUUUGUUGUGCUGCAGCUUCUGUGACUUAUGAUCACAGAGCUAUUGUGAUUAAUGGGCAGAGAAGGAUUCUGAUUUCUGGGUCCAUUCACUAUCCAAGAAGCACUCCUGAGAUGUGGCCUGAUCUUAUACAGAAGGCCAAAGCAGGCGGUUUGGAUGUUAUACAGACAUAUGUGUUUUGGAAUGGACAUGAGCCUUCUCCAGGAAAUUAUUACUUUGAGGAUAGGUAUGAUUUGGUUAAGUUCAUCAAGGUGGUACAGCAAGCAGGCUUAUACGUUCAUCUCCGGAUAGGCCCUUAUGUUUGUGCUGAAUGGAACUUUGGGGGAUUUCCUGUUUGGCUGAAAUACGUUCCGGGCAUCGCUUUUAGAACAGACAACGGACCAUUCAAAGCGGCAAUGCAAAAGUUCACAGAGAAGAUUGUCAGUAUGAUGAAGGCAGAAAAGUUGUUUGAAACUCAGGGCGGUCCUAUCAUUCUGUCUCAGAUCGAGAAUGAAUAUGGACCAGUUGAAUGGGAAAUUGGUGCCCCUGGUAAAGCUUAUACUAAGUGGGCAGCACAAAUGGCACUAGGUCUUGACACUGGUGUGCCCUGGGUUAUGUGCAAGCAAGAGGAUGCCCCUGACCCCGUUAUUGAUACCUGCAAUGGUUUCUACUGUGAAAACUUCAAGCCAAACAACGACAAUAAACCCAAAAUGUGGACAGAAAACUGGACUGGUUGGUACACUGAGUUUGGUGGUGCAGUUCCUCAUAGGCCAGCAGAGGACUUGGCAUUUUCAGUAGUGAGGUUCAUUCAGAACGGUGGCUCUUUUGUUAAUUAUUAUAUGUACCAUGGAGGAACCAACUUUGGCCGAACAGCUGGGGGUUUUAUUGCAACCAGCUACGAUUAUGAUGCUCCUAUUGAUGAAUUUGGACUGCCAAAUGACCCAAAAUGGGGACAUUUGAGAGAUCUGCACAAAGCCAUCAAGUUAUGUGAAUCAGCUCUAGUUUCUGGAGAUCCCACAGUGAACUCACUGGGGGAUAAUCAAGAGGCUCAUGUAUUCAAAUCAAAGUCUGGCGCCUGUGCUGCAUUUCUUGCAAACUAUGACACAAAAUCAUCCACAAAGGUGUCCUUUGGAAAUGCACAAUAUGACUUGCCACCUUGGUCCAUCAGCAUUCUUCCUGACUGCAAAGCUGUUGUUUUCAACACUGCAAGGCUUGGUGCUCAAAGCUCACAGAUGAAGAUGACGCCUGUAAAUAGUGCAUUUUCAUGGGAGUCAUAUAACGAGGAAACUGCCUCUGCUGAUGAUGAUGAUUCAACCGCAAGGAAUGGACUCUGGGAACAAGUAUAUGUCACAAGAGAUGCUACAGAUUAUUUGUGGUACAUGACAGAUGUCCAGAUAGAUUCAAAUGAAGGAUUUCUGAAGAAUGGACAAUCUCCUCUUCUCACUAUAUUUUCAGCAGGCCAUGCCCUGCAUGUUUUCAUCAAUGGUCAACUAUCAGGAACUGUUUAUGGAGGGCUGGAUAAUCCUAAAUUAACUUUUAGCGAUGUUGUGAAGCUGACGGCUGGUGUUAACAAGAUAUCUUUACUAAGUGUUGCCGUGGGUCUUCCGAAUGUUGGCCUGCAUUUUGAGACAUGGAAUGCUGGGGUUUUAGGCCCAGUCACGUUGAAGGGCCUCAAUGAGGGGACAAGAGAUUUGUCGAAGCAGAAAUGGUCUUACAAGAUCGGUCUAAAAGGUGAAUCUUCAAGUCUUCAUACCGUAAGUGGGAGUACCUCUGUUGAUUGGAUGAAAGGAUCAUUACUAGCUACAAAACAACCCUUGAAAUGGUACAAGACUACUUUCAGAGCACCAGAAGGCAAUGACCCAUUAGCUUUGGAUAUGAAUAGCAUGGGAAAAGGUCAGAUAUGGAUAAAUGGUCAGAGCAUUGGACGCCACUGGCCUGGAUAUAAAGCACAUGGUGGUUGUGGCGAUUGUAGUUAUGCUGGAACUUACACUGAUAAGAAAUGUCGAACUAAUUGUGGAGAAGCCUCUCAAAGAUGGUACCAUGUUCCCCGCUCAUGGCUGAAUCCGAGCGGGAAUCUACUGGUCGUGUUUGAGGAAUGGGGUGGUGACCCAACUGGAAUUUCUUUGGUUAAAAGAACGGCGGCAAGUGUCUGUGCUGAUAUCUUUGAAGGCCAGCCAACACUUAAGAACUGGGGCAUGCUAACCACUGGGAGAGUCAAUAGACCCAAAGCUCAUUUAUGGUGCCCACCUGGGCAGAAAAUCUCUCAAAUAAAGUUUGCUAGCUAUGGACUACCCCAAGGAACAUGUGGAAGCUUUCGAGAAGGAAGUUGUCAUGCACACAAGUCCUAUGAUGCGCCUCAAAGGAAGUGUGUUGGAAAGCAAUCUUGUUAUGUGACCGUAGCUCCCGAAGUUUUUGGAGGGGAUCCAUGUCCAGGUAAUAUGAAGAAACUUUCAGUUGAAGCCAUCUGCAGCUAAAUAUAGCAGCUUCCAUUCGUACACAAUAAAUGAUGAGCAAGGAGUUCAUCUUCAGUAUAUAGAUACUUACACAUCUGAGUUGCCAAAGGCGAUUGAUUUGACUUUGCACGAGGGCAUAAGUGUAGCCAUUCCACACACCACCUGGCCAAAGCCAAAUAAUGUAAAUAGUGAAGAUGAUUCUAAACAUGCAUCAGAGAUACCGUAUAUGUAUAGGGAAGUUGUCAUUUGUCAAAUAGCUUUACAUGUUAUUCAUAGAGUUUACUACAACUUUAGAGUCUCCACAAACGAAGGCAGAAGUUUUAACUUGUUUGUGGAUUGUCAUGUAUCGUUCUGGGGGAAAGCAGUUUGCCUUGUGAGAAUCAAGUGGAAGUAAUAAGUGCUAGCCUUUUGAAUAGCA
Carya illinoinensis is the source of this 3139-nucleotide messenger RNA. RefSeq names its product beta-galactosidase-like. The record is from RefSeq and is a predicted model, not a curated record. Bases 214 to 2742 code for a protein of 842 amino acids. Gene Ontology annotation, biological process: carbohydrate metabolic process. Gene Ontology annotation, molecular function: carbohydrate binding; beta-galactosidase activity. The transcript has 19 exons. Gene Ontology annotation, cellular component: cell wall; vacuole. Lineage: Eukaryota; Viridiplantae; Streptophyta; Magnoliopsida; Fagales; Juglandaceae.